UGAAUCGGACUAUCCAAUCACUACUCAUUUUCUACCAAGCAUGUCCUACCUACAGAGCAAACAAUAUCUUGUGUCAACACAUGAUAAAAACAGAUAUCAAAAAGAAGAAAAUUUAGCGCCAAUAUUUUAUAUUCAUAGUGACUGCAAUGUACCAUCCAACAGAGAUGUCUACGUGGAGUUACUACAGAAGUUUAUACGAGUAGACUCGUAUGGUAAAUGUAACAAUAAUAAAGCUUUACCAGACAGUUUAACAUUCGGUAAAAGCAUGGCCCCAAUGACUUCCAAAGAAUUCUACGAACUUGCAGCCAAAUACAAGUUUACUUUAACAAUGGAAAAUGCAGUAUGUGAUGACUAUAUAACUGAAAAAUUAUGGAGACCAUUUCAUUUAGGAUCCGUUCCUAUAGUAUUUGGAUCACCGAAAAUCAAAGAUUAUUUACCAAACAAGAGAUCUGCAGUUGUCAUAAAUGAUUUUGAUGAUGUGGAAAAGCUUGCAGCCUUAAUUAAAUAUUUAGAUAGAAACGAUACUGCAUACGAGGAAUAUUUACAGUAUAAAGAAUCAGGAGGAUUGACAAAUACUUUCCUGAUUGAUUCAGUAAACAAAAGAGAAUGGUCGAAAUACCAUGAUCAGACAAAACCAUUUUAUUCGCUAUUUUCUGGGUUUGAGUGUUACAUAUGCGAGGAGAUGCACAAAAAUAUCGAUACCAUUAAAUCAAGAAAAGAACUUCCGAUAAAAAUAGCCAAACUUGACCAUUAUGGAUGUCCACCACCGAAAAGGUUCAGUGAUAAAGGGCAAUACACUGUAGUCGAUCCAAGGUUUUCCUAUUUUUGGUAUGAAGGAAAGUAUAGAGCAAAAGCUUUCCGCUAUUUUUACGAUAGGAACUUAAAUUUUACAGAAAAAGAAAUUGAUACUUUGGCUAAAUCGUUCCGUCAAGAAUAUAUGGACGAUGGGUAGACUGAUUUUACCAUCACAUAUGGGAAUGAGGAAUUAUGUUAACCUGCACAGCAGAAAAAGCAGUCAGUGCGUGCUAUUAGCUCGGAUCCUAACAACUCGGAUCCUAAUACAUUAUUAAAAGCAAAUAUAGAAAUUAAAAAAAAUAUCAUAAUAUCACUAGAAAUUUAGUGCAAUUUACUUUGAACAGAAAUAAAUCAUAAUGUGUUCCAUGGGACUUUGAUUUACAUUCUCAUGGUAACUUAAAGGUGGAGACCUCAUGGGGUUUGUUGUAUCCUUGUUACAAUUUAAAAGUCAAAAGACUUAAGAUUGAAUGCAAUCUAUAAAAAUCUGUCUAAUUAUUACAUCAUAUUUCAAAAUUAUUUCAUCGAUGUAAAGAUUUAAGUUGACUAUUGUACACUGAGAGGAAAUUCUUGACAAAAAUCAAAUACACACAGUUUCCGUUCACUAAUUUUGUUCACAUUAUAUCACUUCAUUUAAAACUGCAUUCCUUUGAGUUUCCAAAUCAUUCAGAGUUGAAAAGGAAUACGUUAAUUUGGUUUGAGUUCAUUACUCAAAAUGAAAAUACAAAUAAUCAAAGAGACGAAAGUGUCUCUUAUCUAGAAAAAAGAUUCAAAUUGUACAUGCCUGAAUUUUGUUUUCAUCCAAAAUGAAAAAAAUAUAAUAGAAAGCCAUUAUCUUAUAUUAACCUUUACUAUAAGCAUGCUGGUUAUAUAUCUCUAUAAGCAUGACCAGUACAUUCUACUGCCUUCGUCAAUGAGUUCGAACGGAAGUGUUUUAGCCGUUUUAGUAUUUUAUUUUAUUCAUAACCUGUGACAUUCAUUAGUUAACAUGUGCACUUAUUGUUAAGGAGGUAAUUAUAAUAGCCAGAUUUAAGUUGUAUUGAUGUGCAUAGAGGGGCAAUUUACACAGGCAAUUCAUAAAUGCUGCGACUUUAGUGUCUCAUCACUUUCUAAAAUCUAUAACGCCAAGUUGACCCUUUUAACAUAGAAAAACAAGUAAAUUCUGACAAAAUGUCAAGCUAUACUUAAGUUGUAUUAAAAGAUGUGAGACAAAGUAAAUUAUGCUAUACAUUAUCUUGUAAUGGAAUUUGUACAUGCUUAGAAAAACAGAGCAGCUUCAGACUGAACACUUAUCGAUUCUAUUUUACUAAAGACGCAAGAAUAAUUUACAGACCACGGUUACGCGUGUUUUACAAACGUGUCGAAAUACUACAUGUAUUUUAGUUAUAAGCAAUUAAUAUCAAUAUAAUGUUGAUACUUGUGUUUU
Molecule: messenger RNA, 2218 nt
Organism: Mytilus trossulus (common blue mussel)
Lineage: Eukaryota; Metazoa; Mollusca; Bivalvia; Mytilida; Mytilidae
Product: alpha-(1,3)-fucosyltransferase 10-like
Exons: 3
Coding region: 41-952 (303 amino acids)
Cellular component (GO): membrane
Molecular function (GO): alpha-(1->3)-fucosyltransferase activity
Source: RefSeq, a predicted model, not a curated record